GAACUAAACAGACCGGUGACUUCUUAACAGGUUCGGAUUCAGCACUGAGUUGAAUGAUGAUGAUGCGUUUUUGCUGUCCAUCUCGUGACACAUCGGAUCGUUUUUCUGACCGAUGCUUCAACUGGUUUCCUUGUCUCUCCGAUCCCGCUAGAAGAACUACGUUGCGUUUGCAACUGACGCUGGUGAUGGUGCAUUUUGUUUUUAUCGGUUUCAUAUUCAUUUUCGACAGUGAAUUUAUUAAGAAAUUGAAAAGACAGCCUUGUGUUUAACAGGAAAGAGGAAACUAAAGGAACUAUCAUUUCAACUCUCUGUUAUUUCUUUACUCCCCAUGUUUUCCACUAAAUUCACUCGUCUCGUGAUUUUAUCUCUCAUUCUUUUACUACCUUCUAAUGAUUCUCUCGAAGCCUCUCUCCUGCAGGUACACAUUGGUCUAUUUGUUGUUAUUUGUUGCUACACUAGUUCAGUAUUUUAUUACAUGUGGUUCUUCUCCUGGGUAUGUGCUUGACGCAAUGAAAGAUUUUGCUAGGGCAGAUGCCUCAUUAAGGGCGUCAGAGAUCUCAGUAGACCAUCUGGGUGAAACCAUUUCAGGGGAUAAUGGGACGAACUGGACAAAGCUGGUGAUGGGCAUGUAUCGUCAUGGAACAUCUGUCAGGUCUUGCACGUGUUCUUGCUGUAACGUUGUGCAGCCUCCAAGAGCAGCACAUUGUCAUGAUUGCGACAAGUGUGUUCUUCAGUUUGAUCACCAUUGCGUUUGGCUGGGAACAUGCAUAGGACAGGGCAACCAUUGUCAGUUUUGGUGGUACCUAUUUGAGGAGACCGCUUUAUGCAUCUGGACUGGCAUCUGGUAUAUGGAGUUCCUACAAGAUUAUAUUAGAGAAGCAUGGUUGAUUGAUGUGAUCAUAAUCAUAAUGCUAGUUGUAUUGUCAAUUUCACUGAUGUUUCUACUUCUCCUCCUCAUAUUCCAUAGUUAUCUAAUCGUCACAAAUCAAACCACCCAUGAGCUGGUGAGACGAAGGCGUAUAGCAUACAUGAGAUCGAUUCCUGAAAGGGUAUAUCCGUUCAGUAAAGGCGUGUGCAGAAACUUGUACCGUUUUUGCUGUGCAAGAUCGAGCAUAUACAGAAUGGAAGCAUUACCGAGUGCAGAAGAAGUAGCUCAAAUGUCGAUACCCUAUUCAUGUUUUGAUGUUUUAUCUUGUAGAUGUUGCUGACCGACUAUUCAUCGUGUUGUGACCUGACCACAUUGUUGUUUUGUUAGCAUAAAUACAUCAUUAAUUACAGUAGACAUUCUUCUAUGACUUCUAUGAGUGAAAUGAAUGUAUAGAUGGAAAAAGAAUGGAUUGAGCCAAAUGCAGAAUUUGCAUGCAUCUUUUGUUAUUGAA
This is a messenger RNA of Cynara cardunculus var. scolymus (artichoke), 1379 nucleotides long. Its product is annotated as protein S-acyltransferase 10-like. Gene Ontology annotation, cellular component: Golgi apparatus; endoplasmic reticulum. Bases 390 to 1208 code for a protein of 272 amino acids. The record is from RefSeq and is a predicted model, not a curated record. Gene Ontology annotation, biological process: peptidyl-L-cysteine S-palmitoylation; protein targeting to membrane. Lineage: Eukaryota; Viridiplantae; Streptophyta; Magnoliopsida; Asterales; Asteraceae. Gene Ontology annotation, molecular function: protein-cysteine S-palmitoyltransferase activity. The transcript is spliced from 11 exons.